Melospiza georgiana is the source of this 2321-nucleotide messenger RNA. RefSeq names its product G protein-coupled receptor 17 (gene GPR17). The coding region runs from base 158 to 1189 and encodes 343 amino acids. Gene Ontology annotation, cellular component: membrane. Gene Ontology annotation, molecular function: G protein-coupled receptor activity. The transcript has 2 exons. Gene Ontology annotation, biological process: phospholipase C-activating G protein-coupled receptor signaling pathway; positive regulation of Rho protein signal transduction. The record is from RefSeq and is a predicted model, not a curated record. NCBI's taxonomy places the organism in Eukaryota, Metazoa, Chordata, Aves, Passeriformes, Passerellidae.
CUUUGCACUGUCUUGGAAUCAUCUUGCUUGCUCUGCUGUUUCUAAUUUGCUGUCAUCAGAAGGAGUUCGUUGAGACAUCUCCCAAAAGGAUCCUAUAAUCCACCAACAGGACGGCAUUGUACAGAGGGCUUUUUCUUCUGCAGAACUGUGGAGAAAAAUGAAUGGGCCUGCAGCUUCAAGCCAGCUCUUCAACUGCUCAAAUCAAUCAAAUUUCAGUUUGGAAACAUCAGAGCAAUGUGGCAAAGAGACACACCUUGAGAACAUGAUUUUUGCCAUUUUCUACUUUCUAGACUUCAUCCUGGCUUUUGCUGGCAAUGCCCUGGCUCUUUGGCUUUUCAUCCGGGACCAGAAGUCAGGCACACCUGCCAACAUUUUCCUGAUGCACCUUGCUGUGGCUGACCUGUUCUUUGUGCUGGUACUCCCCACCCGGCUGGUGUACCAUUUUUCUGGUAACCAUUGGCCAUUUGGUGAGAUCCCAUGCAGACUCACAGGUUUCCUUUUCUACCUCAACAUGUACGCCAGUAUUUACUUCCUGAUGUGCAUCAGUGUUGACCGUUUCCUGGCCAUCGUGCACCCGGUGAAGUCCAUCAAGCUCCGCAGGCCCCGCUAUGCCCACGUGACGUGUGUAUUCCUGUGGGUCGUUGUUGGGGUGGCAAUGGCACCUCUGCUGCUCAGUGUGCAGACUGUGCAGAUGAAAAACACAACUGUGUGCCUGCAGCUCUACAGAGAAAAGGCCUCACGCCACGCCCUCGUGUCCUUAGCAGUGGCAUUCACCUUCCCCUUUGUGACUACUGUGACCUGCUACCUACUCAUCAUCCAGAGCCUGAAGAGUGGGAACCGAGUUGAGAAACACCUAAAGGAAAAAGCUGUCAAAAUGAUCAUCAUGGUCCUGAUGAUCUUCCUAAUUUGCUUUGUACCUUACCACGUCAAUCGCUUCAUUUAUAUUCUCCACUACAACGGGAGCAGAGCUUCCUGUGAAACGCAGCGUCUGCUGGCCCUCAGCAACCGCGUCACCUCCUGCCUCACCAGCCUCAACGGGGCCUUUGACCCCAUCAUGUAUUUUUUUGUGGCUGAGAAAUUCCGUGAGGCUUUGUGCAAUCUGUUCUGCAUUAAAAAGACCAUAAUGUUGCCUCAAACAUAUGAGGGUAAGACAAAUGAAAGCUCACUAAGUGCUAAAUCUGAACUGUGAACAUGACUCUUAUAGUGCUUCAUCUUAAGAACACUCUCUUCCACCAAAAUCAGCUGAGAGCACAAAUAUGCAGCAAGACAGUCCAACCAGAGUCAAACUCAUCCUGAAAAGAGAAGUUCUGUUGUUUUUAUGAAGCUGCCAUUAACAAGAACCCCUUGACCAUAGAGAACACAUGUGUUUGUGUUGCUGAAACUGCAAACAGAAGGACAGAUCCUCUGGUUUCCAAGAACUGAAACUGAGGGUUGAGCAUUUAGGAAUAGGGAAGGGGGACAGUGAGGGAAAUGGACCUAUGUAUUUUUUUUUUUCAAAGAACUGAAUUCCCAAAGCACUCAGUGCUUUCUCUGCGCAAUGCAUACAGCCUUAUUUAAAAUUUCACAUUGUUCCAGCAGUAGAGAUCCACUCCUGAGACAGACCUGCCCGAUGAAAAAACCUCCACAUUUGCACAUCUUGUUCAAGUUUCUGAAUUCAAAGUGUUUAUAUGUAAUAGAGAGAAAAUUGGUACUAAAUGGUGACAGGAAAAAAAAAAUCAGAAUGAAGCAAUGAACCCCGUCUGGACAGGAAUUAAGACAGAAGAGAUUCCUAGCUUUAAGAUGGUUUACAGUUCUUUUCUGUGACUUAUCUAGCAAGACUACUCCUUUACUAUGGAUAAGUAGGGAUUAUUGUUAUUCUCACUGAUACAAACUGCAUCCAGCAAAACACGUCUGCUACAACGAAAAGGAAAAAAAAGAACACACAAGCUUCCAAUAAUAUUUCCUAAAAGACUGCUUCAAUGCUAUGGAUAUAAAUAUUACAGGAAAUCAUGUGGCAGGUGAAAUAUAUUGUUACAGAGAUACACACACACCUAUCUCUCUGCUAAGUUUUGGGAACGAGUUCCUUACCAUCUGAGAUUUGGUCCACAAAUUACAAAAUCAAACAUACUUUAUCUUGCUUGAGCUUUUAUCCUGACUGCUUCCCCAAAACACCCUAAGUGCUAUUCCAACAGCCCAUUCUAGCAAGAUGAGAUGCCAAAAUAAAAUCAAUUAUGCCCAGCUCAAAUAAAUAACGCACAGAGGUUACAUGCAGUAUGAAAAAAUAAGAGGGAGUUGAGAAGACUCCCUGCUGGACAAAUACAAGUAUGUGAACUUUUCUUCCU